ACGACAGACAGACAACAAAACAAACCAUGGAGGAGCGCGCUGUUUUGGCCAAUAUUGCUUCUAUUAUUACUAAGGAUUUGCUGAUUGAUCAGCAGCCCAAAGGCGAUGGGCCAACAGAGAUUUCAUCGAAUAAUUACCCCCUUCUGGCGGCCAGUGAUGACGACGAGGCGGAGAUCUUUGCAUUAAUGCAGCAGAAACGUGGUUCGUCCUCAAAUCUCAAGCGCAGAGAGACAAUGGAACAAGCGAAGCCGCAUGCACCCCGUAAAAUUGCCAAAUUGCAGUGGACAUAUGGGGAUCUAAACCUCCUACACCGGUAUGUGGAGGCUCAAUUCGAAUCUUAUUUGCAUAUGCGCAAGCUAUCGUUUCUGAAAAUUCAACAAUCAUUGGGGGAGAUACUACAGGAAAUUAGCCUGCCCGGGUACCCGAGCCCUCCGCCUCAGACAGUGUUUUCGCUGGCCAUGUGGAAACUAGCCACCGACGAACACUUCGAAGAGAUUUCCAGGAAGUAUCAGCUGCCGUGGGCACUCUGCCAGCAGGUGGUGCGUAGCUUCUGGAAUGUUAUAUCCGACAACUAUGAGAGUUUCAUCAAAUGGCCCAACUCUCUGGCAGCACAACAGAACACGCUGCAGGGUUAUCAGAGCCUUCCGCAGCUCAAGUGCUUCAAAGAGCUGUUCGGCAUCAUUACGCUGAAGCGCCUGGAUGUCUUCCUGGAGUCGGAGCAUGCCGAGGUUCCAGUUGUCCUGCAACUCAUCUGCAAUGCCGAGAAAAAGAUCAUCGACUGCUAUGUGGAACUGGCCCACGAGUACACAUUCGAGGAUUCGCCGAUUGGCCAAACACUUGCGUUGAACCCAAGGACAAUGCCAGCCGGCAGCUACCUUAUUGGAAAUAGUGUCUUUCCACUCAAAUCGUAUUUGAUGCGACCCAUCGAGUCAGAAUGCUUUCGCAAGGAUGCAGUGUUCAACGAUCUGAUGAAGCCUGCUUUCCAGCUGGCCGAGAAGGUCCUCGACGCAUUGGCUCGUCGUUUCAACACUCUCUACGCCCUGGAGGCGCGAGAUCUCAACGAAGUCCGUCUCAUAGUGGAGAGCAUUUGUGCCAUGCACAAUCUCUGCGAGGAGUUCAGGGAUGAUUACUUGGAUCAGCUGUCGAUGUCUGAAGGACGGACAAAUUUUACCUGGGGCGGCAUAGUGGAUGACAUUAAAGGGAGUGAGAGUAACAAUCAAGGACUGCGAAGGCGUGUUGACCUCAUGGAUGAGUUAGUGGCCAUGGAGCCCUGAGAUUGAAAAUUCCAUAAUCUUAAGAAAUUAAUGUAAGGAUUAGGAUGGUGUUUUAUUUUAUGACUAAGUUGAAAGUCUUCUAGCAGCUGAUCAUCGGUUUAUGCUUUUGUUUUCUGAACGGAAAAAAUAUAAUUUAAAAAUCACGAA
Molecule: messenger RNA, 1421 nt
Organism: Drosophila miranda
Lineage: Eukaryota; Metazoa; Arthropoda; Insecta; Diptera; Drosophilidae
Exons: 2
Coding region: 27-1274 (415 amino acids)
Source: RefSeq, a predicted model, not a curated record